Molecule: messenger RNA, 5460 nt
Organism: Dreissena polymorpha
Lineage: Eukaryota; Metazoa; Mollusca; Bivalvia; Myida; Dreissenidae
Product: protein Wnt-6-like
Exons: 6
Coding region: 1822-2853 (343 amino acids)
Biological process (GO): multicellular organism development; neuron differentiation; canonical Wnt signaling pathway
Cellular component (GO): extracellular region
Molecular function (GO): cytokine activity; frizzled binding
Source: RefSeq, a predicted model, not a curated record
AAACAGUAGAAGGGCUUCAUUGCUGCACUCAAACAAGUGGAUUACCACGAUUAAACGCGCGGUUUUGACGCAAGUAAUCACACUCGCCUGUCUCUGAUACCGACGGUUUAAUCUAGAAGCCUAGUUCUAUGUAUUUAACGUUACUAUUGCCAUACGGACGUCGUAAUCCCGCUGUACCAUAGGUGCACGCUUCUAGUAAGACAACGCUAUGACAUGGAUGGAUGACGUCACUGGAUAGAAGAGAUUCGCGCUAACCUUGACAUUAACACAUUUUAUGUUACCUAUUCCAUGGCGAGGUUCACAGACGAGUGGAAUGCGGAAUGAACGGAAGUCAAUUACCAUUUAAAACAAAAGUUUGAAUCAACGCAAUUUAGGAUGCCGAACCAUUCUUUGGACUGAUUGACCUGCCCUGUUGUUUAUCUACAUCAAAUAAAGGAGAGGAACAAAUAUUAUCCUGGAAAUCAAUGCACAUGUGAUACAAUUGUGUAGACGUUUUUGAUUUCUAAAUAUUGUUUUAAUUAUGCAUGGAUAUUUAUAAAGCAUUGAAACAACGGGAACUGAUACCGUCUGUUUUAUCUUACAGUUACCUAAGGAUUUUUAUGGUUAGUGUGAUAGACUUGUCUGUGUACGCUCGUUUUAAUUACAACGUCUGGGAAUAAAGGUAUAAUACAUUACUUCCGUCCCGCCUUUGAACAUGCGGAGAUUUCAUUGAUGAAAAAGUGGUGCGUUAACUUUAACGAAUGUAAACAUAUAUUUUCAAAACGGGAGAUAUUAACAUAAGCAAAGUGAGCGGGGAUUAAUACGAACAUCUUCCACGUAAUGCUAGUGCUUUAUUCGGUGUCAGAAAUUCUCUUUAAAACGUUCUCAUGUUGAUUUAGGUUUGGCUUUUAUUCAAUCGACUGGCAAAUGUCGGUUCGCAACUAAUCGUAGUCAAAACAAAGGGCGUUGUGCCCAUUGGAGGUUCAAUGAAACGCAUUUGCAGACCAAGAAACCUCGGAAGUCCUCGUCUAAUGCUCACCUCAAACAGGGUGGUUGUCAAAUGGGACUUAUUUGCAAAUGGGACGCUACAUCGGUGCAUUCAAUAUUGGUUAAGAUAAACCUUCAGGUAGAAAAGCUAUGAAUGACACGUGUUUCGACAGCAACUGGACGAUAACAUGUGCCGUCAGUAUCAAACAAACUGCUGUAGAAAGUUAUCGGAUUUGUGCGCAACGUAACUGUAUACGCUAAUAAUUUCAUAGCACGUGCUGGAUUUAAAAGAUACAAAAAUACCACCACCUCAAUAUUACCAUCGUUCAAGAUAAAUCGAUUAAACCGGAUUAAUAAUCUACGACGACGGAACAAAAAAUAACGUGCUUAACCAAUGGAAGAUGAAAAUUUUUAAUAAAAAACAUAACAAACACGUGUAAAACACGGACCAUUGUCAUAUCUAGUUUGUUCAUUUAGUAAGAGUAACUGUGCAUUUUCCUAUUGAUUCGACUUUGUCGGUUGUUGAUUAAAGUACAAAUUCAACGUGUAAAGUAUGAAUGCUGCGUGAUUCAACACGACGUCUUGUAUUGUGCAACGAAAGCCACCGGUUGACUCUCUGGUACUUUCAAGAUCAGUGCCUUCAAUAGUGAAGUCUACUUGACUCUGGAGAACAAAAAGGAGCAGGUAUUGCGAAAUUAUCGUCAUAGACGUCGCGGAUGAGAAAGGAUCACAUUUUCAUGGACUUAUGGUCACACAAAGAUGCUACCUACAGUGUGGUAGAAAAAUGCUGCAGUCACACCCGUCAACGUAUGGACUCCUUUACCACUCUUUAUCUCCUUUGGUGACGGUGUCACAAUGAAAAUACAAGGAUUUUAUGCAUUCCUGUACUUCUAUUUGAUGUUCCCAGCGAAUAUUAUUGGUCUGUGGUGGGCGGUUGGAAGCCCUCUAGUGAUGGAACCAAACAAGAUUUGUCGAAAGAACAGAAAACUCUCUGGCAAACAGCGGUAUAUUUGUCGAGAGGAGAAGGAUAUUGUGGAGGAGGUAGUCAACGGCGCCCGCCUCGCUAUCGCGGAGUGUCAAUACCAGUUCCAACAUCGGCGCUGGAACUGCACGACGGCGCGAAAGUCUUUCUCUCGGAUACUUAGUAUAGACACACGCGAAACCGCCUUCGUCUAUGCUGUAUCCGCAGCCGGCGUCGUGUACACUGUGACCAAGGCAUGUAGCAAAGGCUCGCUCCUUCAGUGCACAUGUGACAACAGCAUACGGGACAUCACAUCCGACGGCGCAUGGGAGUGGGGUGGUUGCCAUGACGACGUGGACUUCGGUUACAAGAAGUCCAAGGAUUUCAUGGACGAUCGGCGCAAAAAGAAACGAGGGGAUUUAACUACUAAAAUUCGUUUGCAUAACAACGAAGCAGGAAGACUGGCGAUAAAAGAGCACAUGACUAAAGACUGCAAAUGCCACGGUCUUUCCGGUACAUGCGCAUUGCGGACGUGUUGGCGACGCAUGCCCGUGUUCCGAGAGGUGGGUACAAGAUUGAAGGACAAAUUCGACGGGGCAUCAAAAGUGACGAUUUCAAAUGACGGCCAUAAACUGGUGACAGAGGACAACUCAAUAAAGCCGCCGUCGAGUGAGGACCUCCUAUAUGCCGAGGAGUCUCCGAACUUCUGUAAACCACGGAAGAAAUUCGGCUCGCUGGGAACGCAAGGUAGACUAUGCAAUCCGGACUCCCCUGGCAACGAUGGCUGCAGUUUAUUGUGCUGCAACAGGGGAUAUAAGCAGACCAAAGUUACAAUCCAGGAGAACUGCAAGUGUCAGUUUAUUUGGUGUUGUCAAGUGAUCUGUAAAACAUGCACUUCUAUACAGACAAUAUACAGAUGUUUGUGAGUGUGUGUUAACGUUGGUGCGUACUUCUUGCGGGAAGGUGAAAUGCGACUUCUGAACAUCGAUUUUAAAGUGUUACGGGGAAACAGUUUUUAACUUUUAAUUUAGAGAAGUUUGCAUCAAUAUGCGGUCAUUUGUCCGUAAUUUGUAUCAGUUCUACAAGAUUUGUUAAUGAAAAACACUUCUUAUUUCAUGUGUGUGAACCUUUUUAAGUUUCACUGUUGAAAUAUAAUUGUUGAACAUUUUAUUAGGAUGUAUAAUUGGGCUGAGCUCUGUGAUAAGGGAGUUUAAUGCAUGUGCGUUAAGUGUUGUCCUAUAAUAGCCUGUGCAGUCCGCACAGGCGAAUCAGGGACUACACUCUCCGCUUUUAUGAUAUUUUUCGUUGAAAAAGAUAGUAUCAGUUCAGCAAAAAAUCCAGUUUAGUGUCGUGCACAGGCUACUCUGGGACGACACUUUACGCACAUGCAUCAAACCCCCUUUUACAGAGAACGGAACAUAGUUAAUUAGUUGGAAGAAAAGAGACUUGUAAUUAUCGGAAGAUAAUAAACGCUAAGUUGUCGUCGCGAACGGCAAGGACAUAAAGUGUGGAGCAUAAUGCGCAAAGUUUCUCCAAAGUCUUCCAAAUAUGUGAUGUCCAUUAAGACUUUUACACACAUGGGUCAGUGCUGCUUCAGUGUUGGUGGAGUGUUGUUGCAUUGUAAGCUUGUUAGGCUUAAGAGCACAUGCUCAGACACAUGGAGCAACUGUGAACUUGUACAAACCUCACGGUUUCUGUCGCAAAAUUUGCAUUAUCGAUUGAAAAAAAACAACACACAGCAAUGCGUAGUAGUUGGUAUUCGAUUUCAAAACAUAGUUCAACUUACAUGGUUUUCCAUUUAAACAUUGGUAUUUGUUUCCGUUGUAGUGGGUCUGGCAAAAUUGCAAAAGAUACUUCCUAACAAUCCAUGCUUUUUUAAUUCAACUGACAAGUAUUUGUUCAUGUUGAUCACCACAGAACUGUGUAGAUCUUAACAUGUCGGGUGUGAUUUAUAUCAAUUUAGAAUGUCGACUUUAAGGAUAAUCUUCUGUACUGAUCUGUUUGAUCUUUUGCCUUAUUUAAGUAUUUUUUAGACUGAGUAUUUUAUUGAGUGUUCUUAUUAUAUCAAACACGUACGUGUACAAUAUCACCGAAAAAUUAGGCAAACUGCAAAGAUUGAUUUAAAUAAAGAUGCCAAGUAUUUCGGUAGUCUAACCUUUUGCAUAAUUUUCUAGUUAUUUUGAUUUGACGCUUUUCAUUAUUUAGUAUUCAAAUUGCAUCCAAGAAAUGACCAAAAUAUAGCAUGUAUUUGGCUUGUUAUUCGUCCUUGUUUGUAAAGGUUUACGAACAUAAUUCUACAUUUAUAAUCACCAAUAGUUUUCAGUAACAUUUAUGUAACAAUACAGCCAAGUUUCAAAUACGCAGGUUUUUAUAUGUAAAAGUAACGUGUUUCUUUAAAUUAACAAUAAUGUUCACACAAAUGUUAUAGUUUUAAUAACAUUUAAUGAAUCCGUGAAAGAUACAAUAUUGUUUAUUCUCCAAUUAAUUGUAUAUUUACCCUUUUUAUGCUACGUCCAUAAUUUUAAGUUAGGUGAAGUUUUCGUUGUGUGUUUGGGGAUGUACAUAUUACAUUUUGUACAUUUUUUGUUUCUAUUAUUAAAGGGAUCUUUUCACGGUUUGGUAAAUUUACAAAAUGGAAAAAAGUUGUUUCAGAUUCGCAAAUUUUCGGAUUAGUUAUGAUAUUUGUGAGGAAACAGUAUUACUGAACAUUUGCCAUGGUCUAAUAUAGCCAUUAUAUGCAUCUUUUGACGAUUUAAAAACCUAAAAAUCAUAAAGCGUUGCAACGCGAAACGAUUGAAUAAUUUGGAGAGUUCUGUUGUUGUCGUUUAAAUUUGUGAAACUACGAAGAUUGCUUAUAUAACGUAUAAAAUACGCAAUUUAUGUAUGCUUGGCAGGAGAGCUCAGUUGGCUAAUGCGUUUUUACUUCAGAGUUCCGGGGGUCACUGGUUCGAGUCCUGCUGCGGGCUCCUUUUUUUCCUUUUUUAAAUUUUAUUUUUGAUUUUUUACUGGAGCUUUUGAAAUUUAAUGUUAACAUUUAUUAAUAUAAAGCAUUUAAUGACAAAUUUCCAAACAUGCCAAAAUCUGUGAAAAGGCCCCUUUAAUACCAUACAUCUUCGGAGGCCCCUUUAAAGCACAUUUUGACACUUAUUAUCAUGUCAGUAAAUAACGUAUACUUUAAAUAAAAGAUGGCAUAACAAUCAUUAUAUCGUAAUUACGUCAGAGUUAGUUUCGAGCAACAACACGAGGAUUAUGUAAUUGUUAUUAAAAUGUCGUGCAACCCAAAUAAGUAUAAUUUUAUGAAUGGGUAUACUUUUGUACAUAAAAUGAAUUUAAGUGUUCAUUAUGUUUCAAACUUCUAAAAUAUAUUGCAAGUGUAUCAACGCAGUGACGGUUGUUAUAUAUCAUCAAGCUCACUAUCAUAUGAGAAGCGGUUAACUAAAAGUUGCUUAAUAGUUUGGCAUUUUUGCAUUGUUAAAAUUACGAGUGUCGCAAAAUAACAAUAUUUGCAUACAAUAAAAUCGAUAUGAUCGUUA